GUUGGGGUCAUGGAAAAACACGGGUCUUCACGGGAUGGCAGCUUCUGGGCAGACGAGGGGCGCCCCAGUCCUGCCCCAGCCCCAGCAAGCCGCCAUCGAUGCCACCCCCCCUGCCUGGCUUAUACCCGAACCAGGUUGAUGCUGCCCGCCAGACGUGACCAAUCUGGGAGUCUGGGCAGUCUGGAGGCUUUCUGUGCUUGGGCUUCGUGAUCCGGCCAUUACGAUUUUGUCCGAUCUGGCCAGACAGCCAAACCCUUCCGAGCCGAACCUCACAGCCAGAGCUUGCACCUCACGCGCGCGACCACAGCCGCCCCUCCAACGACGACACACACCCACCGCCGCCGCUCGUGCACUAGGCUGCCUUGGCUGUCAACUCGCGCUAGUCAUUGCCCUAUUCUCUGCCAUCUGCUACACUACCCAACACUAGUCGGCACUAGGCUGACGAACAAAGAGACACGACAAAGAGCCCAUUGUUCCGGCCUGUACUGCCAUGGUCUCCAGUUCCCGAGACUGCAGGGGUUUCCAGGAGGUCUGCUCCGAUUUGAAUUCGUGAUCGGGCAUAUCGAUGUCAAAGAAAGUCUUAGGCCAGUGGAAUGUCUCGAAAUGUCGUCACGGGCUCCACAGGCGCUCGAAAUCCUCUUCUCGUUCCUAUAUAUCCUCGGGUUCGUGCUAGACUUAGGCCGGGUUGCUACCUGAACUACGCCCACUCCGCCGACAUCUCGUCGUUUGCUCCAUAUUAUCCAACACGAUAUUCCCCGUUUCUAUCCGUCUUGAGUUCAGCCGCCAACCGACGACCCCAGACUUAUUGCCAGACUACUGCUAUCUCGCGAAGUUUAAGAACCAUGCCUGACCCCGUCCAAAGAACCGCUUCUCCCUACCAUGAUCCUGCAGUGAAAGGACCUAAAUCGCAACAACUCACCUCUGGUCUUUCACGUUCCCUUCGACAAGACACAAUGAUUAGUAACAAGGUUAACAAGACUGCUCUCCACCCUAGUGGUGUCGAGCCAUCUCGUGAGAGAGAACACACAGAAUUAGAAGAGGAACUGCACGAGAAGGCCCACAUCGACUAUGACAGAGUCGCUAUUAUCCCCAACCCUUCUGUCGCUGCCUUGUACGAAGAUGCUCUCGUAUACGAGAUGGGUUCAGCUGUUGCAUCGAGCGGCGCCUUGACAGCCUAUUCCGGAGCGAAGACAGGCCGAUCACCAUCGGACAAGAGAAUUGUCAAAGAGCCGUCAUCAGAAAACAACAUUUGGUGGGGACCUGUAAACAAGCCCAUGGCUCCAGAGGUCUGGAAAAUCAAUCGUGAACGCGCUGUCGACUACCUGAAUACAAGAUCGAGAAUCUACGUCGUCGAUGGCUAUGCCGGUUGGGACGAGAAGUACAGGAUUCGCGUCCGUGUCGUCUGCGCUCGCGCCUACCAUGCUCUUUUCAUGAGAAACAUGCUUAUCCGCCCUCCUCGUGAGGAGCUCGAGCACUUCCACCCGGACUACACAAUCUACAACGCCGGUACAUUCCCCGCCAACCGCUACACUGAAGGCAUGACCUCGGGUACCUCUGUCGCCAUUAACUUUGCCGAGAAAGAGAUGGUCAUCCUGGGUACGGAGUACGCUGGUGAAAUGAAGAAGGGUGUCUUCACCGUCUUGUUCUACGAGAUGCCUGUGUUACAUAAUGUCCUCACGCUACACUCCUCCGCCAACGAGGGUAAGAAUGGUGAUGUUACGCUCUUCUUUGGUCUGUCCGGCACCGGCAAGACUACCCUCUCGGCUGAUCCCAACCGUGCUCUGAUUGGUGAUGACGAGCACUGCUGGAGCGACCGAGGUGUUUUCAACAUCGAAGGUGGCUGUUACGCCAAGUGCAUUGGUCUCUCGGCUGAAAAGGAGCCUGAUAUCUUCAACGCCAUCCGCUUCGGUUCCGUUUUGGAAAAUGUUGUUUUCGACCAGGAAACGCGAGAGGUCGAUUACGAUGAUGCCACUCUUACCGAGAACACCCGGUGUGCAUACCCCAUCGAGUACAUCAGCAACGCCAAGAUCCCUUGUCUUUCCGAGAACCACCCUAGCAACAUCAUUCUUCUGACUUGCGAUGCUCGCGGUGUCCUACCUCCCAUCUCCAAGCUCGACAGCGCGCAGACCAUGUUCCACUUCAUCUCUGGCUACACCUCCAAGAUGGCUGGUACCGAGGACGGUAUUACCGAGCCCCAGGCCACCUUCUCGUCUUGCUUCGCCCAGCCUUUCCUGGCCCUUCACCCCAUGCGCUACGCAAAGAUGCUGGCAGACAAGAUCGAGCACCACAAGGCCAACGCUUGGCUGCUGAACACUGGCUGGGUGGGUGCUGGCUACGUGCAUGGCGGCAAGCGAUGCCCAUUAAAAUACACUCGUGCCAUCCUUGACGCCAUCCACUCGGGUGAGCUCGCCAAGGCCGAGUACGAAACCUACGAGGUGUUCAACCUGCAGGUUCCCAAGUCGUGCCCCAAGGUACCGGACGAACUCUUGAACCCCAAGACAGCCUGGACGGCGGGCGCAGACAGCUUCGAUCAGGAAGUAAAGAAGCUGGGUAGCCUCUUCAACGAGAACUUCAAGAAGUACGAGUCCGAGGCGACAGACGACGUCAAGGCGGCGGCACCAGUUGUUUAGAUCACGUCAUGCAUGCAUGCAUCCUUCCAUCCUCUAAAAGAGCAUAGGCGCUAAUCGGUGGCAUUACUAUCAUGAUACACACACGCAUAUACCUAUUUUCUCAGUAGGUUUUCCGCCUUCGACGGUUCUUUUUUUUUUUUUUUAAUCUUUACCAUGUAUUGGCGGUGCCAAGGGAAAAUGGCACGAGAGGGCGGGCCGAAGCGAAACACUCUAUAUGCCUUGUUGGAAUGAACACACAGUUACAGUGUGGUUCACGCUUGGGGAACUUAGUUCCCGAUACGAAAGAAUAGCUUAGCUUGUUAGACAUAUAUCGUUUUUCACGACGAAAAUAAUAUCAAUUCAAUCAAA
This is a messenger RNA of Xylaria bambusicola, 2978 nucleotides long. Its product is annotated as phosphoenolpyruvate carboxykinase. Lineage: Eukaryota; Fungi; Ascomycota; Sordariomycetes; Xylariales; Xylariaceae. The record is from RefSeq and is a predicted model, not a curated record. Gene Ontology annotation, molecular function: ATP binding; phosphoenolpyruvate carboxykinase (ATP) activity. Gene Ontology annotation, biological process: gluconeogenesis. The transcript is spliced from 6 exons. Gene Ontology annotation, cellular component: cytosol. Bases 594 to 2630 code for a protein of 678 amino acids.